Messenger RNA from Bombina bombina (fire-bellied toad), 869 nucleotides. It is a transcript of the gene SFT2D2, whose product is annotated as SFT2 domain containing 2. The record is from RefSeq and is a predicted model, not a curated record. NCBI's taxonomy places the organism in Eukaryota, Metazoa, Chordata, Amphibia, Anura, Bombinatoridae. The transcript has 8 exons. Gene Ontology annotation, biological process: vesicle-mediated transport. The coding region runs from base 177 to 659 and encodes 160 amino acids. Gene Ontology annotation, cellular component: membrane.
CGCUUUUUUUUUUUUCUUUUUUUUUUUUUAAACAACUUUAUUGUUUCACGAGUAUGCCCUUCCGCAUAUUGUUAAAAAAACUGGGUUGUCCUUAGUUCCUAGUAGCGACACACCUGUUUCGCCAUUAGAAUAUUUAGAAUACACAUUGAUACCGGGAUUUGCUUUUUUAAACAGUCAUGGACAAACUGAAGAAAGUGCUCAGUGGUCAGGAUAAUGAGGACAGGUCUGGAUUAGAUGAGGUAAUAGAAACCAGUUCUCUAGGAUGGGGCACACGAUUCAAAGCCUUUCUUGUUUGUUUUGUGAUCGGAGUGCUUUUCUCAAUUCUGGGUGCUUGUCUCCUAUGGGUUCCUGGUAAAGGAACUACUCUGUUUGCUGUUUUUUAUACUUUGGGGAAUGUUGCAUCACUUUGCAGCACAAUGUUUCUGAUGGGACCCUUAAAACAGUUAAAAAGAAUGUUUGAAACCACUCGUUUGAUAGCUACAAUUAUUAUGUUGCUGUGUUUUGCCCUGACUUUAUGUUCCGCAUUUUGGUGGAAAAACAAAGGACUUACACUACUUUUCUGUGUGUUGCAGUUUUUGGCAAUGGCAUGGUACAGCAUAUCUUAUAUCCCAUUUGCAAGGGAUGCACUAAAAAAAUGCUUCUCAUCAUGCAUAUCAUAAAGAAGUCUAUUAUGUAAAAAAAACAACCUGUGUGUAUCAUAAAGAAGUCAAUCAAUUAUGUAAAGACAUCAAAAUCAAACUUUAUAAUUUUAUGUGUAUAGAUAAAUCUCUUUGUAAAAUUUUAAACGUACAUUUUUUUCCAGAAAAUGUUUAAGAUUUGUGAUAAAUAUAAAACCUUUGUAAUAAACUUUUACUACCUUUUGUCUCCAA